UUACUGCGUCCGUCGGCUGGCAGCCUCCGCUGUAACAGCACGCUGCUCUCCCGAGAAGGACGCCGAGAGAUUCCCCCCUCCACACACACCCGCUUCUCCUAGGGAGCCAGGAGAGGGCUCAUCUCCGAGCACGGAGUCUGUUCGUCUUCUGAGGAUGGAGAUUUACAAGCCUGGACGGUGCCUGGUUACAGAGGUGCACUAAAGAGUUAGAAAGAAACAUCAGAUCUGUUGCGCUGUGGAGGGGUGACUCUUCCCCCCCUCCCCCGCCCCAAACAAACGGCAAACCCAGCUCAAACCUUUCUGCCUCCUGCAACAAACUUCACCUCCUCCCCCCUCCCGCGAGAAUCCCCCUUUCCUCCUCCCUCCAUGCUCCUUCCUUCUGAGACUGUAGGAUGAAGCAUUUCCUUCUAUCUGGCUGUGGGUAAAAGCGUACCCUGGGGGCAGUGGCACACAUCUGGCAAGGACUGAAAGGUUUAAAUCCAGCCUCCACUGCAAUCAACAAUGGCAAACGAACCGGUGAUUCUGAAUGUUUAUGAUAUGUACUGGAUAAAUGAAUACACCUCCACCUUGGGGAUUGGUGUCUUCCACUCUGGCAUUGAGAUCUACGGCAGAGAGUUUGCCUAUGGAGGGCAUCCCUACCCUUUCAGUGGGAUAUUCGAGAUCACACCUGGCAGCGCGGUAGAACUUGGCGAGACCUUUAAAUUCAAAGAAUCCAUUGCCUUGGGCACCACAGACUUCACAGAAGAGGAUGUGGAUAAAAUUAUGGAAGAGCUGGGCAAGGAGUACAAAGGCAACGCAUACCACCUGAUGCACAAGAACUGCAAUCACUUCUCUGCUGCUCUUGCUGAGAUCCUAUGUGGGAAAGAGAUCCCUCGCUGGGUGAACCGCCUGGCCUACUUCAGCUCGUGCAUCCCCUUCCUCCAGAGCUGCCUCCCCAAGGAGUGGCUGACCCCAGCAGCCCUGCAGAGCCACAUCAGCCUCGGCCUCCACAAGGAGGAGCAGGGGGACACAACAGAUGAGGAGUCCCCCUCCACCUCUGCAACCCCCUCAGCCUCAGGCACCUCGCGAACCUGUAGACAUACCCGUGUCUAAGCUGUGUCCAGUAUGCCCUUGAGCACCAUUCCCUUCUCUCUAGUACUAUUUAUUUUUGAUGCACCCUUUCGCACACCUUGGUUUCUCGCUCCUAUUUUUCUUCACCUGACAAUGCAGUGGGAGGAAAGUCCCCUUCUACUGAGGUGGUGAAGCUGCAGUCCCUUUUCAAAGGGCUGCCGUGGUAGUUGCUUGGCAAAAUGACUGUGAACGCCAACACUGAGAUGAGGAGUGUGGUGACUAAACUGGAUUCUCCUCCCAGGGCCUGUAUGCCCCUCGAUCCACAGUGAACUGUUGGCUCUCUAGGGCAUGAGAGCAUGCAUAUGGGCAGGAGAUCACCAUACUGUGAAGUUCCUUGUCUGGAACUGUUUUAUCUUUUUAUCUUUUCCUCCACCCACUUAAGCCCCACUUAAGCCCACCAGCCUCCUCUCCAUUUUGGCUGGGGUUGCCAUUCCCCUGAGACAUAUUUCCUGUCCACACCCACUGAAGGAAGCAGAGCCAGAGCUCAACUUUCUUAUCUCUUAGACCAGCAACCAGCUCCAGUCAGCCCCCUCCCACCCUUUUGUAAUUACCAAGUUUCUUAAUCAUUUGAAGGACAAAUGAAAGGUGCUGCUGUUCUACAACUACCAGUUUUCAGUACUCAAAUUUAAGACCUCGAAUGACUGCUCUACUCUUGAAAACAAAAAGAACCUAGAAAAUGAAUGUGUUACUGUGGCUUUUCUUUGGGAUCAGAAAAGAGGAUGGGGCUAGUGCUUAGAGGCAGCUACUGAGUAGGUGCAGAAAUGACUGUUGGCCAUACCAGUGCUCUUUGGCACGGCCUCCUUUUAGUUCCCCUACUUCUAGGCAGCGUUCCUCAUGUCCUCUCUUUCCCUUUCCCCAGACUGGGGAACCUCUCUCCUAGUUGACAUUUGCAGGUUGCACUUUGGGAAGUAGCUCUCUGGGGCAUUAGGAUGAGGAAAAGGAAUUUGCUGGGAGGUUCAGUACUUCCUUCAGCUUUUCCUCCUGCACUCAUAGACCUAAAACAAGCCACCUUUCCCCAGGGUAUCUUUGAGCCAACCCAAGAAGAUUAAAACUAUCUAACUGGUGAACCCAAAGAACGUCCACCUGUUUCCUUUGAGGUGCAGAGGGAAACCUAGGGCCACGUCAGGAAGUAUGGAGGACCCUUCCCAUGCGUGGGCCACCAAGGUGCCUUCUGUAACGUGCACUAUUUCAGUGGCAUGAAAAUGGGCACAGCUGGCUUACUGGUCUCUCUAGGCUAGCUCUUGAGAAGAAUCUGCCUGGUCCUUGGAUGUAUUUACGCUCAUUCUGAUGGCUGAGGAGAAAGCUGAGGAGGAGAAAAGGACAGAUACAGCAAUUCUUCUACUCAGUUACCUAACUAGGAGUUCUAUUCAGAAGGUGCAGGAGAGUGCCAAAGGGGAAAAUCUAGGCCCCCUUUCUUCCUUGCAACUCUUUUGGCUACACAAACAAGGAUGGAAAAGGAACGUACAGAGCAUUGACAGCAUUUUAGGAAUGCUGUUCUCAAUAGCACCUACCAAGUCAGAAUUUCCUCCUUCCUUCCUCCUUCCAUCCACAAAGAAACCCAAGCCCUUAUGGUGGGUGGUUGUUUCCUUUUAUCAGUCGCAAUGAGAACAAGAGUGUGCUAAGUCAAAUCACCUGUUUCUUAAGCUCAGGUAUGCAGAGGAGCGUGCAGAGGGCUAUGCGCAGCCCUGACGUACUCAUAUCUGCACAGACAACGCUUAAUGGUUUGUUAUGCGUGUGCAUGUAUGCUCAUGGGCAUGCAUGUAUACACAUGCACAGAGAAAUGAAGGAAGCUCAAGCAUGAGGUGAAAGUGAUUGGAAGUAGAAUUAGAGAAAGCUAUCUUAGUGAAGCCAGAGGCUUUGAAGUGAUCUAUUGGCUGGAAAUACAACUGUCAGAGGAUGGUCAAACACCACCUCCUCCUGCGGGAAUGCCUGUUUGUGCAACAAAACCUUUACAAUAUACCUUUACAAUUCUCAUCUUGUGAACAAAUUGCUGCAAGUUCUGUACAGAACGAAAAUGAUAUUCCUUAUUAACCUUGGCUGCUCACAGCCAAUACUGCAUUAUGUGUAAUUCUGCAACUCCUGGUAUCGACAGCACCUGUCUUGAUUACCCUGGCUUGUCCAGGGAAGUUUAAUAAGAUUUCCCUCCUGUUCUCCAUUCUGCUGCCCAGAAACAACAUUACACAACGUACUGCUGCACUCUUUAUAUCCCUGCAGUCAUGGCCAUUGUAGCCUAAACCAGCAGUGCAAGCUCCACUUUUUGAAGUUCCCAGGUGCCUGCCAAUAACCAGAGGCGCGUCACGUGCCGUGACUUUUAAAAUGUCUUUUUACGUCCGUCUCUGGAGGGAGGUGAGAAGAGGCAUUCCCAGAGCUUUUGUGUAGGCAGGGAAAACUGUGCUCAUAAACAGCUAGCACCUGAUGUAACAAAAGCCAGCCAGCCAUCACCCUAACGUUUCCAUUCCGCACCUGAGCUCCAAAAAACAUAAUGUAUUGAGGGCAGAACUAGGGCUCCAGGGGCAUGUGUUUCACAAGGAAAAGUCUCUCACAGUAUUUCAGAAAGUAAAG
Messenger RNA from Struthio camelus australis, 3672 nucleotides. Its product is annotated as deubiquitinase DESI2. Lineage: Eukaryota; Metazoa; Chordata; Aves; Struthioniformes; Struthionidae. The record is from RefSeq and is a predicted model, not a curated record. Gene Ontology annotation, biological process: protein deubiquitination. Gene Ontology annotation, molecular function: deubiquitinase activity.